AUGAAGGCAAUGGCUCUAGACCCUAAUUAUGCCCGGAACUAUAGAGGAUUUGCUACUGGUGGUUUGGCAGGCCAAGUACUUGUGUUGACAAAGAAGUCUUGGGGAGGUUACCAUAAGAAGGAUGAUACAGUCUUAGUUAUUGGAUGGGGAACAAGUGUCAAGAUUGCAGCGAUUCGAACAGAUUUAUCUCAGGGAUUCAAUGGCCUACAAAGGACUAUCACCACAGCUAGUUCUGAGAAGUAUGUGGACGUUGUAGGCUCAUUCCAAACAGGAAGUAGCAAUGCAGGUGGACAGUGGGCUGCUGGCGAUGAACCUUUGUAUUACAUUGUGUCUCCUAAGGACAUAGUGGUUGCAAAGCCAAGAGAUGCUGAAGAUCAUAUUGCUUGGCUUCUUCAACAUGGUUGCCAUGAAAAAGCAUUGGCUGCAGUUGAGGCAGUGCAAGGACGCACUGAGCUUCUUGAUGAGGUGGGUUCAAGAUACCUUGAUCACUUGAUAAUUGAAAGAAAAUAUGCUGAAGCUGCUCAGCGCUGCCCAAAGUUGCUGCGAGGAUCUCCUUCAGCAUGGGAGAGAUGGGUAUUCCACUUUGCUCAUCUUCGCCAACUUCCUGUUUUGGUCCCUUAUAUACCUACAGAAAAUCCUCAGCUGAGUGAUACUGCGUAUGAGGUUGCCCUUGUUGCUCUAACUACCAAUCCUUCUUUCCAUGAACUUCUCUUGACUACUAUCAAAAAUUGGCCACCAACAUUAUACUCAGCUUCACCGGUCAUAUCUGCCAUUGAGCCACAGCUAAACUCCUCAUCGAUGACUGAUUCAUUGAAAGAGGCAUUAGCAGAAUUGUAUGUGAUCAAUGGUCAAUAUGAAAAGGCACUUUCUCUUUAUGCUGAACUCUUGAAGCCAGAAGUAUUCGAGUUUAUUGAGAAAUACAACUUGCAUGAUGCCAUUUGUGAUAAGGUUGUCAAUCUUAUGAUAGUGGAUAAUAAAAGAACAGUUCACCUACUGAUCCAACACCGUGAUAUCAUUCCCCCAUAUGAAGUUGUGGAGCAGUUGUUGCAUACCAGUAAAAACUGUGACAAGAGAUAUUUGUUACACCUAUAUUUGCAUGCUUUAUUUGAGAUAGAUGUACAUGCUGGAAAGGAUUUUCAUGAUAUGCAGGUGGAGCUUUAUGCAGAAUACGAGCCAAGGAUGCUACUACCCUUCCUCCGAACCAGUCAGCAUUACAGGCUUGACAAGGCAUAUGGAAUCUUUGCACAAAAGGAACUUGCUGUUGAAUUUGUUACAGAGCAACAUGAUGAUGAACUGUGGGAGGAACUGAUUAGACAAUGCCUCCAGAAGCCUGAAAUGGUAGGGAAUCUAUUGGAACAUACCGUUGGCAAUCUUGAUCCUCUGUACAUUGUCAGUUUGGUUCCUGAUGGCUUAGAAAUACCUCGGUUGCGGGAUCGUCUUGUGAAAAUUGUGACGGAUUACCGAACAGAAACUUCAUUGCGAAAUGGAUGCAAUGAUAUACUUAAGGCUGACUGUGUUAACCUUUUGGUUAAAUACUACCAUGAGGCUCGGCGUGGUGUCUACAUGGCAAGCAUGGACGAGGAGGACAUCUCUGUCAUCGUGUUCUACUGCUGCCAUGCAUAUCAUCUGUCUUGCCUUGAAGGUGGUUUAGACUCGAUGAGAUCAAACAGUAAUCAGGAUAGUGACAGUGGCACGGACGAUGAGGAUGGUUCCCCAUCAGGCCAGUCUCGUAUACGCUGUGUAUUGUGCACUACUGCUGCUGCAUAA
Molecule: messenger RNA, 1767 nt
Organism: Miscanthus lutarioriparius
Lineage: Eukaryota; Viridiplantae; Streptophyta; Magnoliopsida; Poales; Poaceae
Source: the annotation of a GenBank genome assembly